AUAACGCUCCGAUUGCUGGCUGCGAACGGCCAGUUUUAUAUGUAAUAUUUUCAACUGAACAAUGAGUGAAGACAACUAUAAUCCCGUGCUAACGCGUGUGAAUCGCCUGGAAUUGUUUACGUUUGAGGAAUGUGAAAAGAUAUUGAAAGCUGCCCUCGAGGAUCAACAGCAAAAGGGCAAACUUAAUGAAUUCAAAGUUGUGCCAGCCAUCGAACAUGUGGGCUUUCUAGGAGAAUAUUAUCAUCUGAUUCUUAGCUAUCAAUUGGCUAGUGAGUCAGAGCAGCGCUCAAUGCGUCUGUUUGUCAAAUCUGUGGUCUACGAGACUGCGAACAUGAGCUACUACGAGGAGAAGAAGUCGAUAAUACAAAAGGAGGCGAAACUAUACGAAUUGCUGUUGAAUGAUUUGAAGAAAUUCUCUGCUCAUGUUUGGUGUGCCAAAUGCUAUUUCACCCGAGAUGAUUUGUUUGUCAUGCAGAAUAUCGAAGAUUUGGGCUACAGAUCAUUGCCCUCGAGCACACGAUUCCUCAGCGAGGAGCAGUUGUUGCCCAUGCUCAAGGCUUUGGCUACGUUGCAUGCGAGCAGCGUGGCCUAUGAGAAACGCCAUCGGCUGACCAUUGGCGUAGCAUUCAGGAAGUGGCUGCUGGAGAAGUCUAUUGAUCCCGACAUUGCGUGGUGGACCACAGGCAUAAAGGCCGUGCUGGGUAUGGCCGCAGCGCAUCCGCUAGUUGUCAAUAAUGCGGCUGCCCAGGAGUAUGUGGCCAAUGAGCUGCCGCGCUGCCUGGAUCGUGUCUACUAUAUGGUGAAUCCAUCGCCUGUGCAUCGCAAUGUCUUUCUGCAUCGCGAUGUCUGGGGCGGCAAUGUGUUCUAUCCUCAGGAAGAGUCGAAGAAGUUAGGCUGUGUCCUGGUGGACUUUCAGCUCUGUCGCUAUGCACCACCAGCUGUGGAUCUGCUGAUGGCCUGCUAUCUGAACUUGGAGCCACUGCACCGUAAGCAAAUAAUGGAUAAUCUAACGACCUGUUAUUACUCGCACUUGAUUGAUGAACUGACCGCCAUGGGCAUCGAUGCCGGGCGUGAGCACCUGGACCAUGCAGCCUUUGCGCGAUCCUUGAAGGACUUUGCUCUCUUUGGUGCCACCUACAAUUGCAUAGCUGCCACCAUACUGCGCCUGCCCGACAACUAUCUGAAGCAGCUGAAGGACGAGCAGCCCAUGGAGUUCCAUCGAUUCUGCAAUAUAGAUCGCACCGCAGCCCUAGUGAGCUUGAUGAGUCAACAUGAGGAUUUUCGUAGCUAUAUGAAUGCUUGCAUCGAAGACUUAUUGGAACUAACCUACUAUACCUCCAACUGAAAUGGUUCAGUCUUAUCUGCUACGUGUACACAAUGCUCGCAU
Molecule: messenger RNA, 1387 nt
Organism: Drosophila arizonae
Lineage: Eukaryota; Metazoa; Arthropoda; Insecta; Diptera; Drosophilidae
Source: RefSeq, a predicted model, not a curated record